Messenger RNA from Balaenoptera ricei (Rice's whale), 3221 nucleotides. It is a transcript of the gene PRKAR2B, whose product is annotated as protein kinase cAMP-dependent type II regulatory subunit beta. The coding region runs from base 162 to 1418 and encodes 418 amino acids. Gene Ontology annotation, molecular function: cAMP-dependent protein kinase regulator activity. The record is from RefSeq and is a predicted model, not a curated record. The transcript is spliced from 11 exons. Gene Ontology annotation, biological process: regulation of protein phosphorylation. Lineage: Eukaryota; Metazoa; Chordata; Mammalia; Artiodactyla; Balaenopteridae. Gene Ontology annotation, cellular component: cAMP-dependent protein kinase complex.
CGCGGGCCGGGCCAGCCGGGCCGCCGGGGCCCAGUGCGCCUCGUUCGCAGCGGGUAGCGCAAGCAGCGUCGUCUCCGCUCGCUCGGCGGCCGCGGGGCCCGAGACCGGUCCGGGGAGGGGGCGAGGGCGGCGCCCGGGCGCCCGUUGGCAGGGGAGGCAGGAUGAGCAUCGAGAUUCCGGCGGGACUGACGGAGCUGCUGCAGGGCUUCACGGUGGAGGUGCUGAGGCACCAGCCCGCGGACCUGCUGGAGUUCGCGCUGCAGCACUUCACGCGCCUGCAGGAGGAGAACGAGCGCAAAGGCGCCGCGCGCUUCGGCCAUGAGGGCAGGACCUGGGGGGACGCGGGCGCCGCCGGCGGGGGCGGUACCCCCAGCAGAGGGGUCAACUUCGCCGAGGAGCCCAUGCACAGCGGCUCGGAGAACGGCGAGGAGGAGGAGGAGGAGGCCGCGGACGCAGGGGCGUUCAACGCUCCAGUAAUAAACCGAUUUACGAGGCGUGCCUCAGUAUGUGCAGAAGCUUAUAAUCCUGAUGAAGAAGAAGAUGAUGCUGAGUCCAGGAUUAUACAUCCAAAAACUGAUGAUCAAAGAAAUCGAUUGCAAGAAGCUUGCAAAGACAUCCUGCUGUUUAAGAACCUGGAUCCGGAGCAGAUGUCUCAAGUAUUAGAUGCCAUGUUUGAAAAAUUGGUCAAGGAAGGAGAACAUGUAAUUGAUCAAGGUGAUGAUGGCGACAACUUUUAUGUAAUUGAUAGAGGAACAUUUGAUAUCUACGUGAAAUGUGAUGGUGUUGGAAGGUGUGUUGGCAACUAUGACAAUCGUGGGAGUUUUGGCGAACUGGCCUUAAUGUACAAUACGCCCAGAGCAGCUACAAUCACUGCUACCUCUCCCGGUGCUCUGUGGGGCUUGGACAGGGUAACCUUCAGGAGGAUAAUUGUAAAAAAUAAUGCCAAAAAGAGAAAAAUGUAUGAAAGCUUUAUUGAGUCACUGCCAUUCCUUAAAUCUUUGGAAGUUUCUGAGCGCCUGAAAGUGGUGGAUGUGAUAGGCACCAAAGUAUACAACGAUGGAGAACAAAUCAUUGCUCAGGGAGACUUGGCUGAUUCUUUUUUCAUUGUAGAAUCUGGAGAAGUGAAAAUUACCAUGAAAAGGAAGGGUAAGUCAGAGGCGGAGGAGAACGGUGCAGUAGAAAUCGCUCGGUGCUCUCGGGGACAGUACUUCGGAGAACUUGCUCUGGUAACUAACAAGCCCCGAGCUGCUUCCGCACACGCCAUCGGGACCGUCAAAUGUUUAGCCAUGGAUGUGCAAGCAUUUGAAAGGCUUUUGGGACCUUGCAUGGAAAUUAUGAAAAGGAACAUCGCUACCUAUGAAGAACAAUUAGUUGCCCUGUUUGGAACAAACAUGGAUAUUGUUGAACCCACUGCAUGAAGCAAAAGUAUGGAGCAAGAAGACCUAUAGUGACAAAAUUACACAGUAGUGGUUAGUCCACUGAGAAUGUGUUUGUGUAGAUGCCAAGCAUUUUCUGUGAUUUCAGGUUUUUUCCUUUUUUUACAUUUACAGUGUAUCAGUAAACAGAGUAGUGAUUUAAUAGUCAACAGGCUUUAACAUCACUUUCUAAAAGAGUAGAUCAAAAAAAUAUCGACAUACUGAUAAAAUGACUUUCUACUCCACAAAAUUAUGAUUUGACUGAAAGGUUUAUUCAGAUGAUUAUAAUAUACUGGAAGUAUCUGUGUUUAAGAAGAUAAUUAAAGGAUGUUGUCAUAGGCAAUGUGUGUUCAUUUUGACUCACUCAGAUUGAUAUGUUAUGACUACGCCCAUGUAGGAGGGAACUUGGCAGUGAAUCAUGCUAUACAGCAUGGCAUCACAUUCUUUUUACAACUCACUAUAUAUAGUACGUACAAUUUAAUAAUGUUUGUUUUCGAGUUUUUCUGGCUUGGUAAGUUAUGUACUGGCCUUGGCCUAUUGGUGAAAUGGUAUAAAACAUCAUAUGCAAUUUUAAAACCUUUUCUAUUUUUGCAAUAAAGUACCUUUUGACUUCUUUGGCAUAAUGUCAGUAACCUACAUAUUCCAGUGGUUUUAAGGACAGGCAGUUUAGUCAUUACAAUAAUAAGGAAGACUCUUUUUAGAUGAAAGGUCAUUAUUUUCCUCAUAAAGCAUCUAUCUACGCUUCCUUUUUCCAUUUUGCAGUUCUCUGUAUUUGUUAUCUUUAAAAAUUUGAGUUUGACAUUUAAUGUCACAAAUAUUUUUAAAUGCUCUUUAAACUUAUUUGUUGUCUUCUGAAAGCCUAAGAUCUUAUUAUAUAUGCUAAAAAAAAGUCUCCUAUACCAAAAAUAUUUGGGGUCCUUAUCAACAUGCCCUUAAGAUAUCUCUUUGUUCUUCACUAGAUGUACAUAAUACAAUCCUUUGCAGACAUCUGCUCCCAGGGGUUUCCUCCAAGGUGGGAGAAAUAAAUGUUUAUAAGUAAAACAUAUAUAAAGAUAAAAGGAAUUUCUGUUCAUUCCAAAUAUACCAUUAGGCCUUGCCACUUGCUUUAAUGUAGACUCUCAGAAGUGCAGAAUGAACUCAACUGAAUAGAUUUUUGUUGACAAUUGACAUGCUUAUUAUUCUGCUACAUAAAAUGAAUUAUAUUCAACCAAAGGAAUAUAUUCUUACAUGAUUUCUAGGCCUACAUGACCCCAUCGUCUAGAGAGGUUAAUUCUAAUCAGUUGUUCCUUUUUAAAUGAGCAAUUUCAUUUUGGGAAACAUGUUUCAAAGAAAUACAUACAUGGGUAAAAAGAUUCUGUGGCUAGUGUGGUCUUACUAGAGAAUGUUUAUGGUCUUGCUUGUAUAAUGAAAACGUGGUUAAAAUAUGUUAAUCAGAUAAUGUAUAUAUAAGAAGUAUGUAAAGUAUACCUUCAGCCACAUUUUAGAACAGUUUUAACAAUUUUGCAAACUUUCCCGCAGGAAGAGAGCUUACUACAUGAAGAGGACUUGUUUUCUAUUUCAGAUUUUAAAAGCCAUGUCUGCUAAACAAAAAACACAAAGAACCCCGAAUUCCUUGUUCAUCAUUCUGUAUUCUCAACUUUAUUCACUUUUUCAAGUUACCUGUUUUGUUGCAUAAGCUGAAUGUUAACUACAAAUGCCUGUUUAAUAAAGAACUCUGACCAAGGCUGUAAAUGCCAGUUAUAUUAUUUUCAGUAUUGUUGGUUAUAUUUAAAAUUUCCUUAUAAUAAAGCACACUUUUAUAAUAAA